AUGUACACGGCUUCUCAUGGUGCGACCGAAGGCCUGGACGACGGCGCAGUAGUUCUGCUGCAGACGUCGCUCGGGCUGGCGCUGGCGGCUGGCUGCGGCAUCAGCGGAGCAGUGCUGUGCAGGCAGAGCCAACAGUGCAUCGUGUCCAGGCUCUAUUUAUGCGAAUUCGGAUUGGCGGGAGUCGGUGCGUCGUUGCUCGCUCUCUCGGCGGUUCAAGGAUAUCACGGACUUUGUAUGGUGGCAUGGCUUUAUGGUUUAAGUUUGGGAUCAUUGUGGUAUUCCAUGAAAAUGCUUGUACUAGAACGAGUCCGAGCUAAACAAUUCAGCAGAGCAUGGGGUUUCGUCCAAUGUGCCCAAGCAGUGCCAUUUAUGUUAGGUGUAUACGUAACCGGUGAAUUGAAUGCCACUAGGCCUAGAGCAGGCUACUAUUUAUCUCUUAGUGCCGUAAUGUUAGGAGCAGUGCUCCUAUUUUUAAUAAGGACUACCAGAAGACCACCGCCAGAUACACCUUUAGUGACCACUCCGACGAUCACCGCCAGUACUCCGAGAUGUCUUUGUAGACACUUGUCUGUACCGCAACUAUACCCGUACACACCAAAUGAUUACGGAAACGGUUAUUGUGCCGGAGUCGGAAAUGGUUAUCCAAGCAGCACCUUAUGUCGUCCCUUUGCAAACGGGAUGAGCAAAAGUCUAUCUUUUGCAUCGCCAGCAGAUUAUUAUUAUAACCAAUUACGAAGUCAGGCUGACGAAUAUUUUCUCAAUUGUAAUGUGACGUGCACAAAACCAGUAAAUGGUUGUAUUCCGAAUGGCUGCGAUGCCAGAUUAGUAUUGAGGCCGUCCAAGAGUGUACCUGAGGGCCUUUGCAGACGAGCGACCAUGGACUACACCCAUGCUGGUGUCACGCCCUUCAGAAGAUGCCACUCGCAAAGGGCCAGAAAUAUACACUUAAUCGAACAGAUCACGACAUCUGUUUGA
Molecule: messenger RNA, 975 nt
Organism: Ctenocephalides felis (cat flea)
Lineage: Eukaryota; Metazoa; Arthropoda; Insecta; Siphonaptera; Pulicidae
Exons: 6
Coding region: 1-975 (324 amino acids)
Molecular function (GO): monocarboxylic acid transmembrane transporter activity
Source: RefSeq, a predicted model, not a curated record